Molecule: messenger RNA, 2760 nt
Organism: Owenia fusiformis
Lineage: Eukaryota; Metazoa; Annelida; Polychaeta; Sabellida; Oweniidae
Source: the annotation of a GenBank genome assembly
UUCUAUUUGUACUAACCUGACAAAGUUUGUAAUCUAGAUUGGCUUGGGUGGUAAACACAAAUUGAAACUAUUUCAAGACAUUUCGGUGCAUAUCCCUCUUCCUAGCUGCUUUUCCAGGUUUAAUUUUACUGGGAUAGUCCACAGUUAGUUAAAACAGGCAUCUAUGUAUAUCUGAGGAUUUAUAAAACAGACCUUCUCAUACCAGUGAUACUAGGGGCCCUCAGGGAACAAGCCUAAAGGAGUAAGAUGGAUCAGAGAAAGUCAUACAUCAGUGAUGGUAUGACAUCAGAAGAUGGUUCAAGUGCAAGACAAAGGCCACCCUCGCAAGCACUGUCAGACACACCUACAUAUGAGGGAUAUUCAAAUGGCUCAUUGAAACCUGGCGAAUCUGAAGUGACACUUAAGAGACAUGUUGGACUUAUGGGAGGAGUCUCACUUAUUGUGGGUACUAUGAUAGGAUCGGGUAUAUUCAUCUCCCCUAAGGGAGUGCUAGAAGGCACAGGAAGUGUGGGUCUUAGCCUGAUAGUGUGGAGUUUAGCAGGAGUACUCUCCAUGUUAGGAGCUUUAGCAUAUGCUGAACUUGGUACAUUUAUUCCGAAAUCUGGAGCUGAAUAUGUUUAUCUCCUAGAGGGAUUUGGAUCAAGGAAUGAGAGAAUUGGAGGCAUUCCAGCUUUCCUAUUCCAGUGGGUCUCUACCCUGUUACUUAAGCCAUCCUCAUUUGCUAUCAUUACCCUAGCUUUUGCAUCCUAUACCCUGGAGCCUUUUUUCCCAGCAUGUGGACCCCCAGAGGUCAUGUUAAAGUGCCUAGCAGCAGUCGCCAUAUUGGUCAUUACAGCAAUAAAUUGUUGGAGUGUGAGACUAGCAACAGGAGUUCAAGUAUUUUUCACAGGGGCAAAACUUGUUGCCAUGGCUGUCAUCAUAAUAGGUGGCAUCGCUAUGUUGGCGAAAGGAAAUACACAAUACCUAACCAACUCGUUCGAAGGUACUACCAAUAAUUUUGGAACAAUAGCCAUUGGGUUUUAUAAUGGUCUAUGGGCGUAUGAUGGCUGGAACAAUCUCAACUAUGUGACAGAAGAGUUAAAGAAUCCAUAUGUCAACCUUCCAAGGUCUAUUAUGAUAGCUAUCCCAUUGGUUACCAUAUGCUAUCUAUUAGUGAAUAUCUCCUAUUUCACUGUGAUGGGAUCAAGUGAAUUAUUGGCAUCAGGAGCUGUUGCUGUGACCUGGGGAGACCAAGUGUUAGGUGUAAUGGCCUGGCUGAUACCCCUUUCUGUGGCAUUCUCCACAUUUGGAGCUGCAAAUGGAUCAUUGUUUUCAAGUGGCAGGUUGUGUUAUGUUGCUGCCCGUGAAGGUCACAUGGUUGAGAUUCUAUCAAUGGUGAAUGUCAGACGCUUAACACCCCUCCCAUCACUUGUGUUCACAGCUAUUAUUGCACUCAUCAUGAUCAUCCCGGGUGACAUCGGGAGCUUGAUUGACUUCUUUAGCUUCACAGCUUGGCUGUUCUAUGGUGGAACUAUGCUGGCCCUUAUUGUCAUGAGGUUUACGCAUAGUGAUGAACCAAGACCAUAUCAGGUGCCUAUAGUGAUCCCUAUCAUCGUGCUUAUUUUCUCCCUUUACCUGAUUGUUGCUCCCAUCAUUAACAAGCCCCAGAUUGAGUUCCUCUAUGCCGCCCUGUUUGUCGUUGGAGGCCUCAUCUUCUAUUUCCCAUUUGUCUACUUCAAACUUAGACCAGGAUGCAUGGAUGGAUUCACAGCUUUCUUUCAACUCCUCAUGGAAUGUUCUCCCUCAGAAUAUGAACCAGAAUCUUGAAUUACAACUUCAAUCUAGCUGGUUCUAUAUCUCACCAUGGAAACACAACUGAAUGUUUGGAGAAACCAAAAGCUACCUAGCUGUAAUAUCUCUAUGGAAAUGUAUCAGUUGAUAGCUGUUCAUUUACACCACUGUGGAAACUCAACAAUUCAAUUAACCCUAUCUUGCAAUUACAUGUACAUUAUAAAGGCCAAUGCCAUUCAUCCUAAUAUACAAGUUACUGAAGAAAAUAUAGUUUGCAUGAGCUAGGAGAAAAAAACAAGUAUAAAAGUCAAACCCAAGAGCAGGUAUAAUUUUGAGGACAUCACCCACAAAAUAUUUACUUGGAUUGGAAACACCUCUAAAUUACCUAUUAUCUACUUGAACACAUUCCUUCCUCGAAUAGAAUUUGCUUUUUCAUGUUUCAUAGUUUUAAAAUGUAUUUCUUGUUAAUAUGGCCAAAGAUGGGAUAUAAAACAUUAAUACGGCAUCCCAGAAUAUUUUAAAUCUACAUUUAGAUGUAGGGAUUUUUUUGUAAAUUGAGGAUGUAUGCAACAAUGGCAUGAGCAAACUGUCAACUGAAUUUUCAAAAAUGAUGUAACUGUUAUUAAUUUUUAGAUGUUAUUUAUGCAAGUUCUGGCAUAUGUUUCUACUAUUAUUGUUUUCUACAUUCCAAUAUCAAAGAAAUAAAGUGUAUCAAUGCCUUUUAGGGGGUCCAUGUUUCUGCGUUACCCUGUAUAUAAGCCACUUUGAUCCAAAAUGUGAAAGGGGCAAUUGAAAAUUUGGAUUUGAUGAGUUAUAGAAAUGAAAAAUGGAAAAAAUUGAAUGAAAUUGCAAUCAUAUGAAAAAAUGAAUGCUUUAAAAAGAAGCUCAAACUUUUGUAAAAUAUUGAGGUGCUGUAUAGUGUUAAUUGUCAGUAUAUGUACUUGUAUGUAUAUCUUUGUAUAAAUGCAUAAAUCUAUUUUAGCUGUAUAU